AUGUUAUCUCUUGCAGCGGGAGUGUUUGGGACGGAUUACGAUGUAACAGAUGGAUCAGAUCUUUUGAAAGAAAAAAGUUAUUUACGCACAAUAGCUAAGAGCCUCAAGAAAGAUUUUAUAAGACCAAGAACAAAGUGGAUGAAAGCUAGCGAGUCAGUCUAUCCUACGAAUGCGCUAGGAAGCAUCAUAGCAGUAGCACAUUGCUUCUUCACGCAUUCACAUGAUAUGCUGAUUCGCUAG
Messenger RNA from Eruca vesicaria subsp. sativa (arugula), 240 nucleotides. The record is from the annotation of a GenBank genome assembly. NCBI's taxonomy places the organism in Eukaryota, Viridiplantae, Streptophyta, Magnoliopsida, Brassicales, Brassicaceae.